UGGUAGUCACUCAGGCUUCUCCCUGUCCCCAUCUCACUACACGCCGCAUCAUGCAGAAUCUUCACAAGUUUGAAUCCAACGUUCUGGCUGUGAGACAGCAUUGGCUGGGCUACGCGAAGCUCAAGCAUUUGAUAGUCUUUGGGGCAUCCUAUUGCGAUGUCGGAUAUACGUCUCGCUCACCGCACCCUACCCUCGAGGAUCCCCUUGGAGUAGAAUUCCCUGGACACACAUGGGCCGAGCCGGGCAAGGCAAACUGGGUUGGGCAUCUCAUCACCGAGCACUCGCUGAGCCCAAUCCUUGUCCAUGACUAUGCCAUGGGUGGGGAUCGCGUCGAUGGUGUGCGUCGACAGAUCGAGAAGGAUUUCAUGCCUAAUUUGGCCCCGAAACCGAGUUGGGCUCCAUGGAGAGAGCAAGACACGCUCUUCGCGACAUGGGUUGGCAUCAACGACUGCUCCUACGAGACUGCCGAGGCGAUCCCAGGCGUUGUCUCCGAAGUCUUCAAACUGCUCUCCGACCUCUACGAGCACGGUGCCCGCAACUUCAUGUUGAUAGACCUUCCUCCUGUCGAGAGGUCUCCAAGCGGACCUAGUCCAGAGAAUGCGGCGCGUAUGUUCGCCAACAGGCCUCCAAAGACUACCUUGUGGAACAUCGCCCUGAGGACCCAGGCAGAAACGUUUGCAGCUGCGCACGACGAGGCGACGGUGCUCAUAUAUUCCUCCUGGGCCAUGUUCACCAAGGUACUGGACGCCCCCGCCGCUUAUGGCUUCACGACAGACGACGUGCGCAAACCUGCCGGCUCUAUUUGGGUCGAUCGUCUGCAUCCGACCAGCAAUAUGCACGAUGUGAUUGCUCAUGAUAUAGCCCAGUUCUUGGGAAGCAUUGAGCCACCUGCUUCCUCGGGCCCGGGUGUGGCGCAAGCUUGAGCAUGCUGGAUGGACACGCUCUGAAUAGGUGAGAUGAGAACUGGCUGAAGUAUCAUUUGUCCUCUUUUACUAUGUAUCACCGGCAUCGAGUAAUCGUAUAUCGAUCCUGUAUAACCUCGCAUCGAAAUACGAUUCGAGUUAGCAGAA
This is a messenger RNA of Fomitopsis serialis, 1070 nucleotides long. RefSeq lists its product as uncharacterized. The transcript has 5 exons. The coding region runs from base 51 to 923 and encodes 290 amino acids. Gene Ontology annotation, molecular function: hydrolase activity, acting on ester bonds. Lineage: Eukaryota; Fungi; Basidiomycota; Agaricomycetes; Polyporales; Fomitopsidaceae. The record is from RefSeq and is a predicted model, not a curated record.